Salarias fasciatus (jewelled blenny) is the source of this 5947-nucleotide messenger RNA. It is a transcript of the gene cbl, whose product is annotated as Cbl proto-oncogene, E3 ubiquitin protein ligase. The transcript has 16 exons. The coding region runs from base 1 to 2883 and encodes 960 amino acids. The record is from RefSeq and is a predicted model, not a curated record. Lineage: Eukaryota; Metazoa; Chordata; Actinopteri; Blenniiformes; Blenniidae. Gene Ontology annotation, cellular component: membrane raft; plasma membrane. Gene Ontology annotation, biological process: cell surface receptor signaling pathway; negative regulation of epidermal growth factor-activated receptor activity. Gene Ontology annotation, molecular function: receptor tyrosine kinase binding; phosphotyrosine residue binding; ubiquitin protein ligase activity.
AUGGCAGGGAACCUGAAGAAAGGCGGGGGUCUCAUCAACAUGAUGAAGGAUGCCUUCCAGCCACACCAUCAUCACCUCCACUCCCAUCACCAGCCCGGGGCCGUGGACAAGAAGACGGUGGAGAAAUGCUGGAAGCUGAUGGACAAGGUGGUGCGCCUUUGCCAAAACCCCAAAUUGGCUCUGAAGAACAGCCCCCCUUACAUCCUGGACCUGCUGCCAGACACCUACCAGCACCUGCGCACCAUUUUGUCUCGCUACGAGGGCAAAAUGGAGACUCUGGGGGACAACGAGUACUUCCGGGUUUUUAUGGAGAACCUGACCAAGAAGACCAAGCAGACCAUCAGCUUGUUCAAAGAAGGCAAGGAGCGCAUGUAUGAGGAGAACUCACAACCCAGGCGAAACCUCACCAAGCUGUCGUUGAUCUUCAGCCACAUGCUGGCCGAGCUAAAGGCCAUCUUCCCCAACGGUCUGUUCCAGGGUGACAACUUCCGAAUCACCAAAGCAGAUGCUGCAGAGUUCUGGAGGCGCGCCUUCGGCGACAAAACCAUUGUGCCUUGGAAGGUGUUCAGACAGUCUCUCCAUGAGUUUCAUCCCAUCAGCUCCGGUCUGGAGGCGAUGGCCCUCAAGUCCACCAUUGACCUCACCUGCAACGAUUACAUCUCCGUCUUUGAGUUCGACAUCUUCACCAGGCUUUUCCAGCCUUGGUCGUCCCUGCUGCGGAACUGGAACAGCUUGGCAGUAACUCACCCGGGGUACAUGGCCUUCCUCACCUACGAUGAGGUCAAAGCACGGCUACAGAAGUUCAUUCACAAGCCUGGCAGCUAUAUCUUCAGACUGAGCUGUACGCGACUUGGCCAGUGGGCUAUCGGCUACGUGACGGCAGAUGGAAACAUACUCCAGACCAUUCCCCACAACAAACCCCUCUUCCAGGCCCUCAUCGAUGGCUUCAGGGAAGGAUUCUAUUUAUACCCUGAUGGCCGGACGCAAAACCCUGACUUGACAGGACUGUGUGAGCCUUCGCCUCAAGACCACAUCAAAGUCACACAGGAGCAAUACGAGCUGUACUGCGAGAUGGGCUCCACUUUCCAGCUUUGUAAGAUCUGUGCCGAGAAUGACAAGGAUGUGAAGAUUGAGCCCUGCGGUCAUCUCAUGUGCACUUCCUGUCUCACUGCCUGGCAGGAGUCUGAAGGUCAGGGAACAGGUUGUCCCUUCUGCCGCUGUGAGAUUAAGGGUACGGAGCCCAUCGUUGUUGACCCCUUCGACCCCAAGGACAACAGCGGGGGCUGCGGCAGGGGCACGUUUGGCGCAGAGGGCGCGCCGUCGCCCAGCUACGACGACGACGACGACGACCGGCUCGAAGACCCGCACCUCAUGAUGAGCAAGCUCGCCUGCACAAAGGUGGAGCGGCCUCCAUCCCCCAUGUCCAUGGCUCCUCAGUCCUCUCUCCCCCCUGUGCCGCCCAGACUCGAUCUGUUACCCCACAGACCCUCCAACUCUCCCGGAGCCUCCAGCCCGGGCGUCACGAGUAAAGCAGCAUCUCACCACAAAGACAAGCCUCUUCCUCUUCCCCCGGCGUUGCGGGACCUGCCCCCUCCUCCACCUCCGGACCGCCCCCACUCGGCCGGGACGGCCCCCGACGGACGGCUGCAGAGGCGACCCCUACCCUGCACGCCCGGAGAGCCCCCCCGAGACAAACUCCCCCCUACACCCCCGAACCGGCCCCUGGCCGACUGGAACUCCAGGCCCGUCCCCAAGGCCCCCGCCUCCUCUUCGUCGUCGUCGUCGUCCUCCUCGUCCUCCUCCUCCUCCCAGGUCUCCAGUUUAGGGGGGGACCUCCGAGCAGGUGUCAGGGAGCUGUCCAACAGACACUCCCUGCCCCUGGCGCUGCCCUCGGCCCUGGACACCCGCUCAGACUCGCAGAAGAACAACAGCUCUCUGAGUUUGGACCACCAGCUGAGUUUCGCCGCUAUAGUAGGUCAAGAGUACGACAACCCCAAAGUGAAGCCCUCAGCCUCCGCCAAUGCCAUCUAUGCUCUGGCAAACAGACCAUCUCCCGCUCUGAGGUCAGUGGCGGGAGACGAGGCGCGUGACAGCGAGGAGGAGUCGGAGUACAUGAUCCCUUCGUCUCGCCCCGUCCUGCCCCCGAUCACAGCCCCGGCGGUAGGGGAGAUCCCCCCUGUCCCACGGCCCCAACCGCCUCAACCCCCGUCCUCACUCCAGACGCAGAGUCAGGCCUCCCCGCUCAGCUCACGGUUGACGCUGACUGAAUUAGAGGAUGGACCUCAAAUGUAUGAAGCCAUGUACCACAUCCAGUCCAGGUCACAACAAGCCAGAGAUUCAGAUUACUCAGAGUUGCCCCCCCUGGCGAUGACCAACGGCCCCAGAGGCCAGGCAGUGGAGGAGAGGGAGGAGGAGGAGAACGGCUACGACUUCCCCAAACCCAGACUUCCGAUGCCUCCCGCCCGGCGGACUCUCUCGGAGAUGGGGGGCUCCCUGUCCUCCUCUUCUUCAUCUUCAUCGUCAUGCUCGUCCUCCACCGCUGCUUUCAACCGCCUGUCAUUAGACUCGGACGCCGGCGCCGUGGCUGCCUUCUCGGAGCCAGGCGAAGCGCCGGCGAGGCCCCCGAAGCCCCUCCCACGACGAAUGAACUCGGAGCGCCGGCCCAGUCCCGUCCCGCCCGCCCCCUCCCCGCCCUGCGGCGGGGCGGUGGGGGGCGAGGCCAACCCUCAGAUCAGCAGCGAGAUCGAGCACCUCAUGAGUCUGGGCUACUCCUACCAGGACAUCCAGAAAGCACUGAUGAUCGCACAGAACAACGUGGAAAUGGCCAAGAACAUCCUGCGCGAGUUCGUCUCCAUUCCCUCCACCGCUCACAUCCUCACAUAGCACACUCCACCCCGGCUCUCGCCUUCGCUCUCUCGCCCUAGCUUGGCCCAGCCUGGUUUGGCUGUAGGUCGGCACUGACCGACCCGGAGCGCCAAACCCAUUGCCUGCAGCAGCAGCGCCCCCUCUGGUGCUGGCUGACGCCCUACGCCCACCCCCUCCCUCCUCCCUCCUCCCUCCUCCUCCCGUGGAUUUUACCUGGCCGUAUCUCCGGCGCGCUCGCGGUACCUGCAGGAGUCUGCGCCCUGCACCCCAUGCGGCCCGUUUGAAACUGCCCGGGCGUUUUCUGGAAGGUCUCUGCGGGACCGACGGCGCCGGAGGGGAGCAGCAGCCGCAGCGCAAGACUCACACGGGAAUCCUGGGACGACCGAUUCCUACCUGUCAUGUUGAAGCCUCUUGCUGAAAAUGUAACCAACACCUCACAAUUAAAACUAAAAGUGUAUGUCUAUAUGAAAAUUUAAUAUAUGAGUAAAUAUAUAUUAAAUGUGUGUAAUAUAUUCAGUACGUGCAUAUAUCGUAUGUGAUUACAGCUCUGAGGGUCGCUGUUGGUACAGGCGAUAUGUGCAGACAGGGACCAGAUUAAAGUGGGGGGGGGGGUGUUGCCCCCCCCCUUUCCUCUGUCAGACUGAGGGAUGUGAGACUGGAAACUUGAGGAAGAGGAGGAGAUCUUCCUCACCUGGAGGAGUGUGCGGGCAGCAGUCGAGCGUCUUCUCGACGGCGUCGGUCUGUUCUGGUGAACGACGUGGCUUCGGUACUUUUUUCUGUUCUUCGUAAAGAGAAACCUGCUUGUUCUGUCGUGUUUUUCUUAAAGUAGCAUGACGACGGUUUCAGGUCUGGUCUGGUGUGUGUCUGCGUGCGUGCGUGUACGUGUGUGUGUGUGUUUGUGUGUGUGUGUGUGUGUGUGUCUGCGUGCGUGUGUGUGUGUGUGUGUGUGUGUGUGUGUGUUGGCGUGCGUGUGUGUGUGUGUCUGCCAGACCUGCGCUUCAUGGCCUGCUCCUACAUGAACUCCUGUACAACAUGAAUGUGGAUUUUCAGUCGGUGUACUCGGACUCUGUCAAACCGUACUACUGCUCGGACUCCCUCGGCCUCGCGCAGCUGGCGCUCGGAUGACUCGUGAACGUGUUAAUGUGCGAUCUGUGACGGCCGAAAUGUUCAGACUCUGUCCCGCUUCAUGACUGAACUGGUCCAUCGAUCGGUUUCCGUCUCCAGUUCGGUCCAACGUUGUGAAACAAAAAAGAAAAAAGAAAACUCAUUGAUUUACUUUGAUAAUAUAUUAUUGUAAUAUGAUCAUAAAUAUUGUUAUAAUUCAGAAGUGCUUCACUGCUGCUACUAUUGUUAGUGCUAAACAAUUUAAGCCUUAAAUGUACAUUUGUGAAUAAUGUGUUUAACCGUCAUCCUGUUUCUUUAAAGUGACAGUAUCACCUGUUUCUCCAGUCCGUAAUGUAGCAUACUUGAAAGUACAAGCAGCUUGUGAGCCUGCAGCCUUCUCAAGCUGUCCACUCUUCAGUGUUGGAAACGUUUUUCUUUAUAUACAGUACUGUGGAAAGGUCUGACAGGUUACUAAUCCAUCCGACUGGUCCCAGAUUUUACUCUGCAGCAGAGUAUGAAUAACCCCACUUGCAUUUCCAAUGUGAAAAAUAAGAUGAUCAUGAAGAGAGUUUUCCGUAAUUUUCCUGAAAAGUUCCCUGAAAAAAAGUUUACCUAGAGGUUCAGAGGAUGUUCGCCCUAAAUACAAAGUGAAAGAAAAUAACUCUCAUCUCACUCUCUAAGAGCGUUCUGCUGUUGCAGAAUGUUCCCACUCUGGCCUGAAACCUUUUGCACAGUACUGUAUCUUCUCUGCAUCGUCACAAUAAUGAAGCAAACAAACCGCUUAGUGCUUGGAGACCAGCCACCUGCUAAUAGAUCCAGGCUUUCGCAGCAGCUCCCUCUCGGGCUGCUGAGGCUCUUUAAACUGUAGGCUCAUGGGUUUUACUGGCCCGCCCCCAAGCCUACAUUGAAAAAAAAAAAAUCAGUGUUUGGGCCAACUGUAAGAACUAACUCAGGAAAAUAAAAGAGAAAAAAAAAACGGUUUGAACAGACGAGUGGCUGUCACACGGGGGAGGCGGCGGCUCGGUUUGCAGUCGUCUGCUCCUCCAGGUGACGAGCAGCCAAAAGUAUCCGCUUAAUGAAGUCACACAAGUAGCCUAGUAACUUUAUUUCACAUAACUUGCACAUUUUUUUUUUUUUGAUUUGUAUUAUUUCCAGUGUUUGCAGGACGAGAGACAGCAGCUUAAUUUCCAGGUACUAUGAAAGCAACGGGAUGAAUUCGUGGUCCAGGAGCUGUUAGGUACACGGACUGGAAGCCUCUCCCAGCAUAUGAAGAAUGUUUUGGUUUUUUUCCAGGGAGGAUGUCAGCAGCUAAUCGGCCCGGCUCGCUUCUUCGCUGUGUGUUGACUGGAAGCUCUCUCCUCGCUGUCUGGCCAGCCUCUCACUUUUCUGUUCCUAGUUGCCUUGAGAAACCUUGUUGAAUGAUGGGUAAUGGACGAAGAGGUCCUCAAUCCUCAAUACUGUACCGAUGUUUUGCUGACGUUUCAAGGACAGCCUGUCAUUGUGGCGUAUUAUUUACCUUUGACGUUUUGUUUUUGCACAGGAUACCAAUUUGUGCUUCGAUACUGUCACUCUAAAGAAAAAAAAAAAGAUGUGUAAAGCUCAGUGAUUUGGAGGAAGAAGAAGAAAAAAAAGGCGAUGGCUGUUUUUGUUUCAUUUUGCAUUCCUGUACAUGUAUUUUUGUUCCAAAGGUUUUGUUUACUGAUGUGAAUAAUUCUGUGAGCAGUGCCAUAUGUUUAGACUUCCUCGUCACGUUUAGGAGGACGGCCUUGUUUUUAAAGACAGUUUGUAGGUAUUGAUGUGGAGAGCGAUCCGAUCUCCCCGCUCUGCUUCUUCAGCUUCAUUUAACCCCCCCCCCCCCCCCCCCCCCCCCCACCCCUUCCCAGUCCUUACUGCCCCCAGAUCCCCCCCUGUUGGAGUACUUCAGGUUUCUGCCAGAAGAGGGAGCCCUUGUUUCACCCAGCUGCGCCGCUUCCCAUCA